Molecule: messenger RNA, 4441 nt
Organism: Mastomys coucha (southern multimammate mouse)
Lineage: Eukaryota; Metazoa; Chordata; Mammalia; Rodentia; Muridae
Gene: Piwil1
Product: piwi like RNA-mediated gene silencing 1
Exons: 22
Coding region: 568-3156 (862 amino acids)
Biological process (GO): regulatory ncRNA-mediated gene silencing
Cellular component (GO): P granule
Molecular function (GO): protein binding; piRNA binding
Source: RefSeq, a predicted model, not a curated record
GAACUCAACAGACCUGUACCCAGGCCGGGGCUUGGUCCCUACCCCUCUCUAUGCUCGAGCUUCUUUCUCUGCCUGGACCUUGUGCUCUCUUCGUUGUUCCGGGGCUGUUUCCCACUUGAACCUGUUCCCAGGCCUCAUCCCCUCCUCUCCUUGUGCUCAUGCCUGGCCCACAUCCCUCCUCCUACCUGCUCUCAUCUCUCCAUUGUUGCUGAACCUCUUCUAAAUGUCUCCCUCAGAAACACUGAGCCUGGUCCCAGUUCCCCCGAUUCUGAGCCCGGUUCCCAUCUCUCCAUGCCAAAACAUGCAAUAGCAUCUCUGACUGGAUCGCCAUCUGCUGCAGCCUCCAGCUCUCUCUAUCUGUAUCUGCAUUGGUUUCACACCUGCCUACCUUUCCUUUUACAUCUGAGCCCCAGUCGUUACCACAGCUGGUGUUAUGAUGCAGAGAGACCUGGUUCACUUACAUGGUGGGCUCUUGAGUUCUGCAGGAGUGACCCCACCAGCGUCAAGCCUGUGACACACUUGUAGGAUUGGAAGGAGGCCAAGCAGAACACCUGAGCUGACCGGAAAAUGACUGGCCGAGCCCGAGCCCGGGCCCGAGGCAGGGCCCGAGGUCAGGAGACAGUGCAGCAUGUUGGGGCUGCUGCGAGCCAGCAACCUGGGUACAUCCCACCUAGACCUCAACAGUCCCCCGCAGAAGGGGACUUGGUUGGCCGAGGACGACAGAGGGGAAUGGUAGUUGGAGCCACGUCCAAGUCACAAGAACUGCAGAUCUCGGCUGGGUUUCAGGAGCUGUCACUGGCAGAGAGAGGAGGGCGUCGCCGGGACUUUCAUGACCUUGGUGUGAACACCAGACAGAACCUUGACCAUGUCAAAGAGUCAAAGACAGGCUCCUCAGGCAUCAUCGUGAAGCUGAGCACCAACCACUUCCGGCUGACCUCGCGCCCGCAGUGGGCCCUGUAUCAGUACCACAUUGACUACAAUCCCCUGAUGGAGGCCCGUAGGCUGCGCUCCGCACUGCUCUUCCAGCACGAAGACCUCAUCGGAAGAUGUCAUGCUUUCGAUGGGACAAUAUUGUUUUUACCCAAGAGACUACAGCACAAGGUCACGGAAGUAUUCAGUCAGACUCGGAAUGGGGAACACGUGAGGAUCACCAUCACCCUGACUAACGAGCUGCCACCCACCUCACCCACCUGCCUGCAGUUCUAUAACAUCAUCUUCAGGAGGCUCUUGAAAAUCAUGAAUUUGCAACAAAUUGGACGGAAUUAUUACAACCCGAGUGACCCAAUUGAUAUUCCAAAUCACAGGUUGGUGAUCUGGCCCGGCUUCACCACCUCCAUCCUUCAGUAUGAGAACAACAUCAUGCUCUGCACAGACGUCAGCCACAAGGUCCUCCGCAGCGAGACCGUUCUAGACUUCAUGUUCAAUCUGUACCAGCAGACAGAGGAGCACAAGUUCCAGGAGCAAGUGUCAAAGGAGCUCAUAGGCCUCAUUGUCCUCACCAAGUACAACAACAAGACCUACAGGGUGGAUGACAUUGACUGGGAUCAGAAUCCAAAGAGCACCUUCAAGAAGGCAGACGGCUCGGAGGUCAGCUUUCUGGAGUACUACCGGAAGCAAUACAACCAGGAGAUCACGGACUUGAAGCAGCCAGUGCUGGUGAGCCAGCCCAAGCGGAGGAGAGGCCCUGGGGGCACCCUGCCUGGCCCAGCUAUGCUCAUCCCUGAGCUCUGCUACCUCACAGGCCUGACUGAUAAAAUGCGCAACGAUUUCAACGUGAUGAAGGACCUGGCGGUGCACACUCGUCUGACCCCCGAGCAGCGGCAGCGGGAGGUGGGCCGCCUCAUCGACUACAUCCACAAGGAUGACAAUGUGCAGAGAGAGCUUCGAGACUGGGGCCUGAGCUUCGACUCAAACUUGCUGUCCUUCUCAGGAAGAAUCUUACAAUCUGAGAAGAUCCACCAGGGCGGGAAGACGUUUGAUUACAACCCACAAUUUGCAGACUGGUCCAAAGAAACAAGAGGCGCACCACUGAUCAGCGUGAAGCCAUUGGAUAACUGGCUGCUGAUCUAUACCCGCAGGAAUUAUGAAGCGGCCAACUCACUGAUACAGAACCUGUUCAAAGUGACUCCGGCCAUGGGCAUCCAGAUGAAAAAGGCAAUCAUGAUCGAGGUGGACGACAGAACAGAAGCUUAUCUGAGAGCCUUGCAGCAGAAGGUGACAUCAGACACUCAGAUAGUGGUCUGUCUCUUGUCAAGUAAUCGGAAGGACAAAUACGAUGCCAUCAAAAAGUACUUGUGUACAGACUGCCCGACCCCAAGUCAGUGUGUGGUGGCCCGGACCCUGGGCAAGCAGCAAACAGUCAUGGCCAUUGCCACCAAGAUCGCCUUGCAGAUGAACUGCAAGAUGGGAGGCGAGCUCUGGCGGGUGGACAUGCCUCUGAAGCUGGCGAUGAUCGUGGGCAUCGACUGUUACCAUGACACCACAGCUGGGCGGAGGUCCAUCGCAGGAUUUGUUGCCAGCAUCAAUGAAGGGAUGACCCGCUGGUUUUCCCGCUGCGUCUUUCAGGACCGUGGACAGGAGCUGGUGGAUGGUCUCAAGGUGUGCUUGCAAGCUGCUUUGAGGGCUUGGAGUGGCUGCAAUGAAUACAUGCCCAGCCGUGUCAUUGUAUACCGAGAUGGUGUUGGGGAUGGGCAGCUGAAGACCCUGGUUAAUUAUGAGGUCCCACAGUUCCUAGACUGCCUCAAGUCAGUCGGGAGAGGUUACAACCCAAGGCUGACAGUGAUUGUGGUGAAGAAGCGUGUCAAUGCCAGGUUUUUUGCUCAGUCUGGGGGACGACUUCAAAACCCUCUUCCAGGGACAGUCAUCGAUGUGGAAGUCACCAGACCAGAGUGGUAUGACUUUUUCAUCGUGAGCCAGGCAGUGAGAAGCGGGAGCGUGUCCCCAACACACUACAAUGUCAUCUAUGACAGCAGUGGCCUGAAGCCUGACCACAUCCAGCGGCUGACAUACAAGCUCUGCCAUGUGUACUACAAUUGGCCUGGAGUCAUCCGAGUCCCUGCACCUUGCCAGUAUGCACACAAGCUGGCCUUCCUCGUGGGCCAGAGCAUCCACAGAGAGCCGAACCUCUCCCUGUCCAACCGCCUCUACUACCUCUAACCAGCAGCGAGGGCCUGUAUGCUGGCUUCCUUCAGAGCUCUGCCAAUCCUUCAGUUCUGUUUUUCAUAGGAUGAUGUUCUAGUGGGAUGGUGGGGGUGGGCGUGGGGGUCGGGGACUGCUGUUUUCGUUUUUUUUUGUUUGUUUUUUGUUUUUUGUUUUUUUUUUUUUUUUUUUUUUUUUUUUUGAGUUGUUGGUUUGUACCAGCAAUAGAAUUAUCUAAGGUUUACUGUUUGCUUUGUUUCUCAUAGUGUGUUGUAACAGUUUGCUUGGCAGAGUGGUGGCAAGGGCCGUGGUACCACAGAUAGACUUUCCUAAAGCAGCCACGUCGGCAGGUUCUCGGAGGUGCUCCUGAGAGCACCUUCUAUUGUACGCUGCUCUCUCUCUCUCUCUCUCUCUCUCUCUCUCUCUCUCUCUCUCUCUCUCUCUCUCUUUCUCUCUCCUUCCCUCCCUCUGUCCAUCCCUCUCUCUCUGCCUCUCUCUCUCUCUCUCUCUGUGCAUGUUUGAAUUUAAAAGAGGAAAAGACACAAGGUGAGAAUGCCCAGAGCAUCCUAGGCAGUUGCUGUAUGGGACUCUGGCACCUUAGGUUCUUAAAUAUUAAAAAGGCCAGAGACGCCUUUCUGUAUUUCUUUUAAGAGUUAUUAGGUCAUAAGGAUUGAAAAGAAUUACUGAAAAGUUUUAAACUUUUCUCCAUGAAAGUGUUUUACGACUGAUGAGGCCAGUAGUGGAGUGAGUGUUGUUUUGUUUUGCAAGUUUCUUACCAAGUGAAAUUGGCGACCGUCACUUUAUUUAACAGUUUUUAGUUUUCGAGAGCCUGUGUUUUCUUUGUUUUUAAACUAGAGGCAACCACUCUGGGAUAGGAUUCUACUCCCAAAAGUAAUGUGUCGGGUGUGGUGACACACGCCUGUGAUCUCAGCACUUGGGAGGUGAAGCCGGGGGAACCCCGAGUUCCCGGUCAGCCUAGGCUACAUAGUGAGACUUUGUCUUAACAAACAGAAAAGAAAGAAAUAAAGAGAAGAAAAGAAAAGAAAAACGGAGCAGUAUGAGUUCUGGGUGCCAGUUUCUGCAGGAGACUUUGGGAGUAAGAGCCAUCUGUCCCUAGAGGCUGCAAGGCUGCGGCUGGUGGGCCAGUUCAGGUGCCAGGUGGGGUAUGGCCACAUCUAUUUGCCUGGCUCUUAGAGGGGUCUUGGAGUUAGAGUCAGCUUGGAAUGGCUACAGUGUGAUGGCUUUUACACAAUGGUGAUGUGUGUGUGCCCCUGGCAUAGCUCAAUAAAGUUUCCAUCUCGCA